Molecule: messenger RNA, 2433 nt
Organism: Saccharomyces eubayanus
Lineage: Eukaryota; Fungi; Ascomycota; Saccharomycetes; Saccharomycetales; Saccharomycetaceae
Gene: NOP14
Product: snoRNA-binding rRNA-processing protein NOP14
Exons: 1
Coding region: 1-2433 (810 amino acids)
Biological process (GO): maturation of SSU-rRNA
Cellular component (GO): nucleolus; small-subunit processome; Noc4p-Nop14p complex
Source: RefSeq, a predicted model, not a curated record
AUGGCCGGUUCGCAACUGAAAAAUCUAAAAGCUGCCUUGAAGGCUCGUGGGCUCACUGGUCAAACAAAUAUUAAAGGUAAGAGUAAGAAGAAUCCAAAGAGACAAGCAAAGGAGUAUGAUCGAGAAGAGAAAAAUAGGGCUAUUGCCGAAAUCAGAGAGGAAUUCAAUCCGUUCGAAGUGAAGGCUGCCAGGAACAAGAGAAGAGAUGGUCCGCCUUCUAAAACUGCUGAUCGUGUUGCAGUGGGUAAACCUGGUAUCUCUAAGCAAAUUGGUGAAGAACAAAGAACACGUGCAUUUGAAGCAAGAAAGAUGAUGAAGAAUAAACGUGGUGGUGUGGUUGAUAAAAGAUUUGGUGAAAGGGACAAGUUGUUGACCGAGGAAGAAAAAAUGUUGGAACGUUUCACUAGAGAAAGACAAAGCCAAUCCAAGAGAAAUACGAAUUUGUUCAAUCUUGAAGAUGAUGAAGACGAUGGCGGAAUGUUUGGAGACGGUCUUACACAUUUGGGCCAAACACUGUCUUUGGAAGAUGAAUUAGACAACGGCGAAGAUGAUUUCUUAACUUCCAAACGAUUUAACGAUGAUGAUGUUGAACAACAGCAACCUCAGAGGAAAAAGACUAAGGCAGAAGUCAUGCAGGAAGUCAUUGCAAAAUCAAAGUUCUAUAAGCAGGAAAGACAAAAGGCUCAAGGGAUAAUGGAGGACCAAAUAGACGACUUAGAUGAAGAUUUCGAAGAUGUUAUGUCCGAAUUGAUGACUACACAGCCCAAGAAAAAGCCAAUGGAACCCAAGACUGAUCUAGACAAGGAGUACGAUAUUAGAGUAAAAGAACUGCAACUGGAUAGGAGAGCCGCCCCAACUGAUAGAACAAAGACUGAAGAAGAGAAAAAUGCUGAAGCUGAAGAGAAAAAACGUGAAUUGGAACAGCAACGUCUUGAUCGUAUGAAUGGUAUGAUCGAACUGGAGGAAGGUGAAGAAAAGGGUGUAGAAGAUUUGGAUGACGGUUUUUGGGAUAAUGACAAUGAUUACGAAGAAGGCAAUGAUGAAAUUGCCAACUCCGACGAUGAUAUCAACCUCGAAAAUCAGGACCAAGAUGAUGACUUUACCCAAGUCUUGAAGAAAAAAAACAUCUCCAUUUCUUGCCCUGAAACACAUGAUGCACUACUGGAACAAGUAAACAAGUUGAAUUUGGCUGACCACCCUAAGAUCAUCAAAAAUAUCGUCAAAGCCUAUCAACCAAAAUUGGCCGAAGGUAAUAACCAGAAACUGGGACAAUUCACUGCCGUUUUACUGAGACAUAUUAUUUUUUUAAGUAAUCAAGACUAUUCCAAAAACGUCCAAGUGUUCGAAAAGACCCAAAAUGCAUUGAUCUCAAUUUUAAAAUCCCUUUCAGACAAAUAUAAUAAAGCCCUUUCGGAAGAGUGUAGGGAAUGUAUCAACGAAAUGCAAGCACGUUUUAAAAAUGACUAUUUCGAUGGUCUUUCAAAUGGUGAUUUGGUUUUCUUCUCUGUUAUUGGUACAUUAUUCUCUACCUCUGAUCAAUACCAUUUGGUAAUAACUCCUUCGCUGAUCCUAAUGAAUCAAUUUCUGGAACAGAUCAAAUUUAAUUCUUUGAAAAGAAUUGCAUUUGGUGCGAUUUUGAUAAGGAUCGUUUUACAGUAUCAACGUAUCUCCAAAAGGUAUAUACCAGAGGCGGUUUAUUUCUUCCAAAAGGUUUUAUUCACUUUUAUAGUUGAAAAGAAAAACCAAGACAAACCAUUAGACUUUGAAACUAUUAGAUUGGAUUCUUAUGAGUUGGGACUUCCAAAAGAUGCUGAUUUUUCGGAAAAUAGAUCUAGUGUAAUUCCAUUGCAUAGUUUAUCAACAAUGGAUGAAAAGCUGCAAUCAGUAAACCUGAAAACCUGCUUAUUAUCAAACAUUAUGGAAUCAUUAGAUGUAACAAUCUCUACUGUGUGGAAAGAAUUGCCCGCUUUUCAAGAAAUUAUUUCACCCAUUCAAAAACUAUUAAACGUAUAUGCUUUGAGAUAUCCUGGUUUUGUAAAGGCAAAAAAUCUUUUGAGCAAGAUCGAGAAACUAUUGAAAUUUACAGAACAUAUCCCACUAGCUUUACAAAACCAUAGGCCCAUAUCCAUACCUACACACGCACCUAAAUAUGAAGAAAACUUCAAUCCUGAUAAGAAAUCUUAUGACCCUGAUAGAACGAGAAGCGAAAUAAAUAAGAUGAAGGCUCAACUGAAGAAGGAACGCAAAUUCACUAUGAAAGAAAUUCGUAAAGAUGCCAGAUUUGAAGCUAGACAAAGAAUCGAUGAAAAGAACAAGGAAAGUAGUAACUACCAUGCAAAGAUGGCUCAUAUCGUCAAUACGAUCAACACAGAAGAAGGUGCCGAAAAGAACAAGUACGAAAGGGAAAGAAAAUUACGUGGAGGGAAGAAGUAA